UCCGGCUGGCGGCGACCGCCGCAGGAAGGGCCGGUUCCUGCUCCUCCCGCCCCCUUCCCUCGCCUUCAGCUGACGCUGACGUCGGAUGAGGGAGCAGGAGGGACGCUCGGAUCGCGGCAGGGAGGCUCCUGGGGGCCAGGGUUCCGAGGUAAUAAUAUAAAGUAUCCUCUCAUGUUCUUUCCCUGCCCCUUCUCUCCAAAUCAUCAACAGUAGAAAAAGAAGAAGAAUAAAACAUGUCAGGACACAAAUGCAGUUAUCCCUGGGACUUACAGGAUCGAUAUGCUCAAGAUAAGUCAGUUGUGAAUAAAAUGCAACAAAAGUAUUGGGAAACAAAGCAGGCCUUUAUUAAAGCUACAGGGAAGAAGGAGGAUGAACAUGUUGUUGCCUCUGAUGCAGACCUGGAUGCCAAGCUGGAGCUCUUUCACUCGAUUCAGAGAACCUGUCUGGACUUGUCUAAAGCUAUUGUUCUCUAUCAAAAAAGAAUAUGUUUCUUGUCUCAGGAAGAAAACGAACUGGGAAAAUUCCUCCGAUCCCAAGGCUUCCAAGAUAAAACCAGAGCAGGGAAAAUGAUGCAAGCGACAGGAAAGGCCCUCUGCUUUUCUUCCCAGCAAAGAUUGGCCUUGCGAAAUCCUUUGUGUCGCUUUCACCAAGAAGUGGAGACUUUUCGGCAUCGGGCCAUCUCAGACACUUGGCUGACAGUGAACCGCAUGGAGCAAUGCCGGACUGAAUACAGAGGGGCAUUGCUGUGGAUGAAGGAUGUGUCACAGGAGCUUGAUCCAGACCUCUACAAGCAAAUGGAGAAGUUCAGGAAGGUGCAAACACAAGUUCGCCUUGCCAAAAAAAGCUUUGACAAAUUGAAGAUGGAUGUGUGUCAAAAAGUGGAUCUUCUUGGAGCGAGCAGAUGCAAUCUCUUGUCUCACAUGCUAGCGACAUACCAGACCACUCUGCUUCAUUUUUGGGAGAAAACGUCUCACACCAUGGCAGCCAUCCAUGAGAGCUUCAAAGGUUAUCAGCCAUAUGAAUUCACUACGUUAAAGAGCUUACAAGACCCUAUGAAAAAACUGGUUGAGAAAGAAGAAAGGAAGAGGAUCACCCAGCAGGAAAGUGCCGAGGUCACUGCAGAGGAGCCCAGUCAGUUAAUUUCAUUAGAGGAUGAAAACCAGCACAAGGAAUCCUCUAGUUUUAAGACUGAAGAUGGAAAAAGUGUUUUAUCCGCUUUGGACAAAAGCUCUACACAUGGUGUAUGCUCAGAAGAACUAUUAGACAUGAAACCCGAGGAAGGUGCUUGCCUGGGCCCAAUGGCAGGGACCCCGGAACCUGAAGGUGCUGACAAAGAUGACCUGCUGCUGCUGAGUGAAAUCUUCAAUGCAUCCUCCCUGGAAGAGGGCGAGUUCAGCCAAGAGUGGGCUGCUGUGUUUGGAGAUGGUCGGCUGAAGGAGGCAGCGCCUACUGUGGCCCCAGGAGAGCCAGACCCCAAGCCCCAGACAGGUUCAGGAUUCCUUCCUUCACAGCUUUUAGAUCAAAAUAUGAAAGACUUACAGGCCUCACUGCAAGGCUGGUCAGAGAGCAAGGUCAAUCCUGCCCCUCCUCCAUGGCCAGCACCACAGGCAAGCAGUCCAAGUGGCAGCAGCCCUGCAGUAAAAGAGCCUGCCAAAGCCACCUCGGACCUGACUGCCUGGUUCAGCCUCUUUGCUGACCUCGACCCAUUAUCAAAUCCUGAUGCUGUUGGGAAAACCGAUAAAGAACACGAAUUGCUCAAUGCAUGAGUCUACAGCCUCUGGGAGGGAGCCCACAAACUGCUCUGCAUCAACACACCAGGGGGCUCAUGGGCAUAGGAGGUGAUCAGUAUGCUGUUUUAAUAUUUACGUGCCAUUUUAAUAAAAUGAAAGGGUCAAAGGCCCUGUUUAUAUUGGUAUAAUUAUUUACUCUUAUUUGGUAUAAAGGUUUUAGUGUAUUCUCUACUGGACCUGACAAAACAGGAUUGUCUAGGAGCGGUUUCCAGGCUGGCUGCUCUCCUGCCAACAACUGCAUCAUGGCUGCUGACGUGUCGCUGGGCUACUCUGAGGUCCAAGUUUAAAUCUUAAACCUACUUGUGUUAGGUUUAAAAUAAGGUGUCCUAUAGCCCCAGAGGCAGCAGAAGGCUAAGAUGCCACCUCUUGUACACUCUGCCUCUAUCCCCCCUGGCAGGGGGCAGGGAGACCCUCUCUUCCUGCCAAGGCCCCUUUCAGCAGCUCUGGGUGAAGCUCCAGCCAACCAAAGACACUGUCCUGCAGCCCUGCCAGUGUGGCUGCAGUUCCUCCUGGGGCAGAGGGCUAGGCUUGACUGCGCUGCACAAACCUUUCUGUGGAAAGCAGCCAUAUCUGCAGAUCCCAGCUCUCCUCUGCUCCUCUCCAUGGCUGGAAUUCAGAGGCAUGUAUUUCUGGAGCCCCUUGUGACAGUAACUGUUUUUUGUUUUGUUUUUUUAAUUAAACAGAAAAGAUAUUUGAAA
Molecule: messenger RNA, 2488 nt
Organism: Sus scrofa (pig)
Lineage: Eukaryota; Metazoa; Chordata; Mammalia; Artiodactyla; Suidae
Gene: ICA1
Product: islet cell autoantigen 1
Biological process (GO): regulation of transport
Cellular component (GO): Golgi apparatus
Molecular function (GO): protein domain specific binding
Source: RefSeq, a predicted model, not a curated record